UUUCCCUUUCCUCCCAGGCACGGCUGAAUCCUCCUCCACCCCCGGCGCUCGCGCAGGCAGCCGGCCAGCCCUGUUAGCAUUCGGCACUCAUCGCUCCAAAGCAAUUGCAGCUGCCGAGGAGCCAAACUCGGUGGCCGUGAGCACGUUGGUCCAGCGUCUCCCCCCAUCCUGGACCGUCAUCUGAUUUCUCCCAAGGGAUAACGGCUGACCGGGACUGCGUCUCCAAGCCGGUUCUUUGCUGAGAAGCCGGCUGCCGAGUCUCCAGCGCGCAGAUACUUCCCAGCGGGAUUUUCUGCUUCGAAUGACAGAGAAAGGGGCAAAAUCGAACCGCCUGGCGCUCCGUGCGGGGGAGACGCGUCGGGGGCUCCCUUCCGCCUGCCGUGUGCUGGGACACAAUGGAGCUUUUCAAGCUGAGUCUGAGCUGCUUUUGCCUCCUUCGUUGGCUUGAGGUAUCAGAGGGGCAAGGCUUCCUCAUAAAGAACACCCGGCUGGAAAAGUGCAUUCACGUCUCCCACCACAAGACUGACGGCGUUGGCCUAACCGACUGCAAGCUGCACUCCCAGCAGCAGCAGUGGAGCUGGGACCCCACCACCAGGACCAUCAUCAGCCUUAAAACAAAGCAGUGCUUGUCAGCCCACAAGACACGCAAGUAUGCGCUGGCCAAGCUGGAGCCCUGUGGGAACUGGGAACGCCAAGCGUGGGCCUGCAGCAAGAAAGGACAUUUGACUUUAGAAAAUCUGGGCUUCCACCUCAGCACCAAGGAAGGAGGCCACAAGGUCUUUGUCUCAAGGGAGAAGGACAAGUUCAGCAAGUGGAAGACUUUAGCAGAUGAAACCAUCUGUGCUGCUGCCCAGACAGUGGCUCUGAGGCCUGGUGAACCAACACAAGAAGCUAUAGACAGACUGGUCUGGAUAUAUGAAACUAAAACCAUUGAGUCGUCAAAGACCCACGCUGUGGUCAAGGAGCCUUCCACGGGCUUGACUGACCCACCUCUGACUAAUGAAUUUCACAGCACAGCAUCUCCAGCGAAGACUAAACAAGCACACCUCCCAGCAAACAAGGAUCCAUCCCACAGUCAGUCUAAAAAGCACCAUGGAAACCAAGGGAAAAGCUCUGGGGCCAGGCUUGCAGGCACCAACUGGAAGACAGCCAUGCUGGUCCUCAGCCCCUUGGCAUUCAUACUGGGAUUAAUAAUACUGACAGUGAAUGUUCGUUACAACAAGAAGAAGAAAAUCCUGUCUGCUUUGAAGGGUUCCCCACAGAGCAGCAGCAGAGCUGACUUAUGGAAGCGGUCUCCAUUACCAAGAGGCCCCCAGCCGUACGCGCCACCGUAUCGCUCCCCUUCCUUGAGACACGGGGAGAUCCUUAUCGAGUGGAAAGACGGGACUGUCACUCCUCUUUUUGAUAAUGCCAAUUAUCAAAUGGACUAGCUCCGAGCUGUUGUUUCACACUGUGCUACCUGCCAUUCUUCUCAACAGGAAGAGCACCUCCGUAGAGGAUUUUCUCCCUCGCCUUACUAUUUUUGAUAGGGAGCUAUAAGGGCUGUUUGUUUUUUUAACACUUGAGAACAAUCUCCUCGUGCAGCACAGAAGUUGAAGCAAGCAGAACAGAUUGUUUUGUUCGCAUAGGCAUACACCGCUUAGCUCCUCCAGAGCUAGUUUAACCCAUGACAGGACCCAGAUUUCGCUAAAUAAAGCCGAGUAUCUUGCCAGCCGCAACUGUCUGCUGCGCUGAAAUUCUGGUAUUACUGAGCACGCAAGAAAGUAGUUCCUCUGAGACAAGGAAUAAGGUGAAAGUACAAAUCCUGGUGAAUCUUAAAUCCCUUUUAAGCUUAAAACUAGCUGCCAACCGACACAGAAAGCCGUCAGUUACUUCAUCUGCGAAGGAAUGUAACUAAUAAGCACUGUCUUCAGGACUCAAAGGUGAAAGGGUCUCCUCUGGAGAUCUGCCACCCACACUAAGUUAUCAAUUAGGGAACAGAAAGGUCAUUUUUCUACAUUAAAAAGUUGCACUCUUUCCUCUCUGCAACACAGCAAGACUGCUGCUGAGAGAGUAUCUGUUUCACAAAAUAUUUUUAUAUUUACAGCCUACUAAACCCUAUAACUCCCCCCUCCUCCUCCUCCAUGCAUAGCAAUGUCAGUGAUACCUGGCAGUGACAUUACCUGGCCAUUUUACACCAGUUUCAGAUUCUAAUUUUCUAUGGUCGUAUGCAAUAUUCAAUAAACAGAUAUAUUGCCCUGCA
Molecule: messenger RNA, 2242 nt
Organism: Rhea pennata
Lineage: Eukaryota; Metazoa; Chordata; Aves; Rheiformes; Rheidae
Exons: 6
Coding region: 396-1430 (344 amino acids)
Source: RefSeq, a predicted model, not a curated record